This is a messenger RNA of Poecilia latipinna (sailfin molly), 1244 nucleotides long. It is a transcript of the gene rab33ba, whose product is annotated as RAB33B, member RAS oncogene family a. The record is from RefSeq and is a predicted model, not a curated record. The transcript is spliced from 2 exons. Lineage: Eukaryota; Metazoa; Chordata; Actinopteri; Cyprinodontiformes; Poeciliidae. Gene Ontology annotation, biological process: Rab protein signal transduction. Gene Ontology annotation, molecular function: GTPase activity; GTP binding. The coding region runs from base 346 to 1074 and encodes 242 amino acids.
GUGGCGGUAAUGUUACCAACAGUUUGUUGCCAACCGCCAGUAAAACCGACAAGAAGAAGAAGCAAAUCCCUUCGAGUACAAGUACGUGGCUUCACAGCUUUGCAGGGGGGAUGCUCGGGGGUGUCGUGGUUCGGAGGUGGAGAUACAAUGUUUACAUUUACAGUAUCCGUUCAUAGAUAACUACCAGCUGAUAUUUACACACCGUCCGAGUCUGGAAGUAAAUGUGAGAGGCAGCCGCCUUCGAGAAGGCUCUUUAGCGUCCGCCUUUCUUCCUUUCCCCGGGGAGCAGUAGUGAAGGAGCCUCUGUUGGUGUGUGAGGUCACCCAGCCCCAGUCUCGGCUCGACAUGGCAGAGAGCGGCUCCGCGGCUGAACUGUCCGGCUCCCUGACGAGCUCGGCUCUUCCGCCGCCCAGGACCCGCAUCUUCAAAAUCAUAGUCAUCGGGGACUCUGGCGUCGGGAAGACCUGUCUCACCUUCCGUUUCUGUGCGGGCAGGUUCCCCGAGAAGACCGAGGCCACGAUCGGGGUGGACUUCAGGGAGAGGCUGGUGGAGAUUGACGGAGAGAAAAUCAAGAUUCAGCUGUGGGACACUGCCGGCCAAGAGCGCUUCAGGAAGUCCAUGGUGCAGCACUACUACCGCAACGUCCAUGCUGUGGUGUUUGUCUAUGAUGUGACCAACACCGCCAGCUUCCGCAGCCUGCCCGCCUGGAUCGAGGAGUGCAAGCAGCAUGCCCUGGGAACCGAGGUGCCCAGGAUCCUGGUGGGGAACAAGUGCGACCUGCAGGACUCGGUCCAGGUGGGCACGGACGUAGCGCAGCAGUUUGCGGACACUCACUCUAUGCCGCUGUUUGAGACGUCCGCCAAAAGCCCCAACAGCCUGGGAGACGGGAGCUGCCGUGACAGCGACCACGUCGAGGCCAUCUUUAUGACUGUGGCCCACAAGCUCAAGUCCCAGAAGCCUCUAGUGCUGAGCCAGCCGCCUGAAGGGUCGGGGGGCACCAUAACCCUGAGCGGAGGGAGGAAUGACGGCAGUGACGGGGGCGGAGGCAGAGGGUGGAGCUGCAGCAGCUGCUGAGGACUCAAACUUCACUGGCUGUCCAGACCUGGAGCAAGGAGAGGAAAACUUCAGAGCACUGAUGAAUACCACAGCGUGUUAGGGCCAUGAUAGAUAGAAAAAGAAAGGAAGAGUACAUACAAAAACUCAGACAUUUUGAGAUUAACCUCAGAAAUUUUCUAGAAAAAAUA